AUGGCAUCUCGGGGGCGGAACGAGGAGGACCUCGAAGAGCAGUUCAAUGCGCUGGCUGAGGAGCUUGAACGCGUCCGAGGGGAAUCCCAAUCCUAUUUAGAGGCGAUGAACCAGGCGAGGAAGGAAGCGGACCACUAUAAGGGCAGAAUGGUUAUCAGCGAAAACCGCUGCACCAGGGCCGAGGAGGAAAAGGAACGAUAUUACGAGGAGAGUCAACAACAUCUCGCGGUGGCUCAAGAGGCAAAGGAGAAGACCAUGCAAUACAAGAGCCAGGCUGAGCGACGUGAAAAAGAAAUAACGGGCCUGCAGACGGACUUGUCUACCUCCGUGGGGGUCUCGCAGACUCUCGAGAGCGAGCUAGGCGAGUUGAAAAUUGCCUUCUCGAAAGUCGCCGAUCGAGUGAAACAUGGAAAUGGCGACAAAGUGGACACUGCAAGGAUGCUAGUACAAAAAAUGAAGAAAUUGCGGCAGCUCGACAACCAGCUGGAGAACGAACUUACGACAGAAAUGGGGACGGGAGAUCAAGAGGGAAGUGCAGAAGAGACAGCAUCCAGUCGUGUUCCUCCCGAGUGGGAGCAGGCCGAGGAGAGCGGUUUUCUGGGACUGUCUUUGGACGAUGAACUGGAGAAUUGCGAUCAAAGACGAGGCUUCGACAACGACAGCCCAAGACUGUCCAGCGACGAGUCCGUAUCUUCUCAGGGCACAAGUCUAUUCGAUGCAGAUAGGACUCGAGAUGGCUCCCCACCCACAGAUCAGUCAGACGACGACGAUGAUGACGAUGACGACGAGAAAGUUGACCUGUCUCGGACGAAGUCAGUAGAACUGGCUUCACAGCCGGCGUGGGAUUAUCUGAACAAUACGCCUGACCACGUUCCCAGCUCUGAGUCCAGCCCGCCUGAGCCCAAGAAGCAGGAGCAUCCUGAGUUCCGCCUGGAUCUUUUGGAGCAGAGUGGACCUCGGAAGCGAGCUCGCAUUCGCGAAAUUCAGGACAAGGCCCUGGUGAAAGAGCCCAACCCGUGGAAAGGCGGCCAGAAGUCUCGCCUUCCGGUGAAUCUGGUGAAAGACCUCUCGCGCUUGACGUUGCAGGGCAAGUCGGACAAGAAGCCGACCAAGCCAAGUGCGAAGCAGGUCAUGUCCUUCGUGAAGCAGCUGCCGGGCAACUCGCAUACCGACAGAUUCAAGCAUCUCCGGCCAGAUCGUUUUAAACGGUCCAAACGCGAAAAGCCGUCGGUCAGGGACUCGGCUGCCGUCGAAUAUACGGUCGUCGUUGAUCCGGCCAUGGCGCAGGACACGAAUAUGUUUGGCGAUCAAGUCCCGGCCAACCAGUCGGCUCGUCAGUCUACGCAGACCGUCGCAGGCAAUUCCAGCGGCAUCCAUGGGAAUAUGUUCGCCCCCGAGGUGCUCGCUCCCCCCGUACCCGUUUCUCAAGUAACGACUACCAGCACCGCCAACGUCGCCAACAGCAAUGCACCUCUCCAGCACUCGGGACCAUGGGCGUCGCCGCCGAAGCCACAGCCUAUUGCUCAGCCGCUGCGGAAGUACAAACCCCUCGGCCCGCCCAAGGACAGCCCCAGAUUGCCCCGGAUCGUGCGACACAACUACCCCGGCGCCAUCUACCGCCCGACACCGUACGGACAGGGCGCUACUCGCCUGGACCUUCCCUGGGCGGCAUGGAUGACGAAGAUUCGUGGCGAGAAGAAGCAGGCGUCGAGCGCAGCAGCCGGCGCGCUGGCGCAGACCGGCUGGGAGGGCUGGGACUUCGACGUCUUCCAGCAGGGCGCGGGCAGCGCGGAUUUACUGCCGGAGCAACGGAGGGUCUUACUGAAAUGGCGCAUCGUAUUUGUGGGCAUUGUGCUGCUAUUUCUUCUCUGGUUAUUUACUCACAGUGAAGUAAGCAUCAACGACCGGGACAGGUGGAUGGAGGUCAACGACGUACCACGAUCGGUUCUAAGGCAUAUGCGCGGCCAGCCGAGGCUGAAUUAUAGAUGGAUGGACAUUCUGGAUUACGAGAUGGUGCGCUGGUCCGGAAUCGACCGAGUGGCUCUGGGGUGA
Messenger RNA from Aspergillus melleus, 2052 nucleotides. RefSeq lists its product as uncharacterized. The record is from RefSeq and is a predicted model, not a curated record. NCBI's taxonomy places the organism in Eukaryota, Fungi, Ascomycota, Eurotiomycetes, Eurotiales, Aspergillaceae. The transcript has a single exon. The coding region runs from base 1 to 2052 and encodes 683 amino acids.